Molecule: messenger RNA, 1767 nt
Organism: Acytostelium subglobosum LB1
Lineage: Eukaryota; Evosea; Eumycetozoa; Acytosteliales; Acytosteliaceae
Exons: 1
Coding region: 1-1767 (588 amino acids)
Biological process (GO): regulation of Arp2/3 complex-mediated actin nucleation; cell migration
Cellular component (GO): lamellipodium; plasma membrane
Source: RefSeq, a predicted model, not a curated record
AUGGGCAGCGGUGGAGGCGCCAACAUACCAACAUUUGGCGGCUUUGGUGGAAACAACAGCAGCAGUGGCUCAACGCCAAAUGGUGCGCCACCCUCUGGUAACAUUGUAAAUAACAGGCUGGUGUUCAACCUGUCGACCAGCUUCGAUUUGAACGACCCGAGCGAUGAGUCGGGCUCCGACUCGACGUCCAAAGAAGACGACGACACCCCUGGCUCCACCAACGUGCCACCCCUGGAGCAUGUGUUUGUGGACGCCGCUGCCGGCCUUAGUAAUAAUCAACCGUUCAGCGCAUUAUUCACCAAGAGUCUCCAGAAGAUCUACAUGAAUCCAUCGUUGCGCACACUAAGUCUGGCGAACAUUGGUCGUGGCGAGAUCAUGAUGCUGCUCGGUUGCUUUGCAAAGAACUCGGCAAUCACCUCGCUCAACCUAUCCAACAAUGCUCUGGGCGACCAAGGUGCCGCGCUGCUCAGCACGGCACUCAUGAGCAACAGGAGUCUGCUCACGAUCAAUAUCGACUCCAACGACAUGACCAACGUCGGUUGGAACCACAUUCUGACGGCCCUCACCGAGAUUGGCAAGUCUAUCAUCAAGGAGUCACCAUCCAUCCCACUGACAACUUGGCUACCACGUCUGCACUCGAUGGUAUAUCCACGACACGACUUUGAGCGACUGAUCGUUGCCACAGACAGCACUACCCGCCGUAUGGAUUACUAUAUUCUGUUGGCUCGCCUCAACACGGCGCUGGUCAACAAUGGCAACCUGUACUACAAUGAUACCCGCAAGUACCAUCCGAACCGCCUGCCUCUUGGCUUUACACAUGGCACCAGGCCCGAGACCUUCUUCCCACCUACACCCACCGUGCUUUAUCCACGCACUGCCAUGCCGGCAGAUGUACUGGCAUCUCUCAAGAUCAAGAUUGAACCGCCACGCAACGUACAGACGAACAACGCAAUCUCGACUAUCGCGCACUUCCUCAAGGGCAGACCCAAGCCCAGCACCUCGCCACUCGCCAACUCGUCCAGCUCCUCGUUGUCGGCCUCUAAACGGGCUGGCAACAAAGAGACUGGGGCCUCUGACGAGUCACCGAGUGUCUCGCCAAAUCCCAAAUCCCAUGCCAAUGAGAGGACUUCGCCAGUGCCCUUCAAACUGGGCACCAGCAGCUCGCCAAACACCCUGACUCCCAACACCAUCUCGCCAAUCUUUGUCACGCCAAUGACCAUCUCACCCAACACACUGUCGCCACUCUCCAUCGUCUCGAGACCCAAGAGCAUGGCCUAUCCUCUCAUCUCACUCCACACCCCAGAUCCCAACUCGACAACAUCAUCCACAUCGACAUCAACGACUACCACAACCCUUGGAGUGACGAGCAACAAUGUUGGACUGGGUCGCACCGAGAGAAAGAUGCAGCUCAACUACACGCCCGUGACAGAGGAGCAAGUGUUUGACGCCAUCGCCAACCUAGAGACAGCAACCACCUACUGUCUAAGCAGCUGCUCGCCAACACCACCCAAGUCACCACGAACGGUGACCGCAGGCAACGUCGUACUAAACAUCAGUGCCUCGCCAUCAGACGACGAGUCAUCACCUACCAAACCUGGCGAUCAUGACAAUGGACGCAAACAAGCAGUACUACAAACAUUGCAAGCACCAGUAUUCACCAGGACGCGCAGCCAGAGUAUGAUUGAGGCGACCAGCCUCCAUCACUCAACCACCUCUUCAGACCAAGUGCAAUCAUCAUCCACCUCAUCACUCUCAUCACUAGAGUGA